Molecule: messenger RNA, 2189 nt
Organism: Serpula lacrymans var. lacrymans S7.9
Lineage: Eukaryota; Fungi; Basidiomycota; Agaricomycetes; Boletales; Serpulaceae
Exons: 14
Coding region: 98-1333 (411 amino acids)
Source: RefSeq, a predicted model, not a curated record
GAGGCUGGGGGUAAAGUCGCUCACCAGGACACCACGCAGUCACCAAGGCCCAUCUCAUUAUCAGUAAUUCGAUCUCAGGACUUGAAAGUGCCAAAGGAUGGAGUAUUUCUCCGAGGAGCAUUCAAAAUUAUUGUUAUCCAAGGAAUGGCUGGUGAAGAUUGACACCCAAACUUCAAUUCCUUAUCUGUUUAAAUUUUAUGCGUCGACAGUGGAUCUGUCUUGUUGCGUACUGGUGACUGACACUAAAACUUGUUGGGCUGAGGUCAUGAACAGUAAACAGUUUGCGCGUCGGUGGAGAGAUUGCAAUAAACAUGACAACUCGCAUUUCUCUGACAUGGAGGAAGAGGAGGCCUGGAGGACCCGCAACAUUGAUUUGUUGAACAAAGGCCAUUCCAUCGGCGGUAUAGCAGACCUAGCGUUUGAGGUUACAGAAUCGAGCUAUGCAGACUUCGCAUUCGAACUAGAAUCGGACCACUUCAAUUGGAGAUGGGAGACUACGCUCACUGGACACAGGUUAUCUGCCGAGCUCCUUUCAAAACACCUUAUCAUGCCACUGAUCAGUGUCAAUCAUAUGACCUUCUCUUCCACCGAUGCAGUGUGCGACAUAUCAGAAAGCGAUCUGGAGAAAGCUAUUGAUAAAGUUGGUCGGACUGCUCGAAGAACCGUUGAUACGCAUAUAAAAAAUGCCCUAUCUAGGCCUCGUGUGGCUACGACCCUACGGCGUAUGACGGCGAUGUUCAAUUUCAUCCCGGAUCUUCCAGGUAUAAUUACCAACGCAGAGAAGCCGGACCUAAGUAUUGACCAAAAGAUAAAACAGACCCCUGAGCGUCUAAUACACACGCGGUCGCCUUCACCAAAAUUGACCAUACCAAAUAGUAUCGAUUAUGAUGUCAGGAACGCCGAUAUUGGUAUUCCUAUGAUUCCUGAGAAUAGUCCAAGAAGGUCAUUACUUCGAUGUGAUUCUGCCACUGAGUCCGAACGCGAUGAUGCAGGCCCCUCUGUGCCCGUUCCUGCCAGGUCAAAGGACCAGUCGCCAUUACCUUCCCCAGCAGAUAGCCGUGCUAAUGGCGAGGCCGCCCCUUCCUCCUCGUACUCAUCACGACAGGUGUCCCCCCCUUCCCAGACUACUGUAACGAAAAGCGAGUCGAAAGAUGAUGCGUCAGAUUCGGAAUCGUCUCCUAUACGGCCGGUAAAGAAAGCAAGGGCACAACCAUCCUCGAGUGGUGACGACAGUGGUGACGAGCGCAAGAGAAAGGCUACACAAAUCAAAGCCGGAAUCACCGCCAAGCGAGGAGCGAGACAGCCAAUCAAGCGAGGGGGUAAACGAUUUUAGUCCCGCUUCCUUCCACUCUUCAUGAGGCUCAUAAAGUUCUCCCAUCGCCGAGAAGCCGAGGUCAGAUGGUAGAAUCAAUGUGAAGUUUCAUGGGUCUUGAAUCGGCUGAUAGACCAUGAGGUCCUUGUUUCCGUGGUUCUGUCGUGGAAAUGAUGUCGCUCCCUAUGCAGCUAUAUGUACAGUGUCCAAGUCAUCUCGCUAUGGCACGCUGGAAGGGCGUGGCAUUUUGAAUGUGAAAUAUUCACCCCCACGCUCUGGUGGGGCUGCGCAACAGUACUGCUUCUUUCAUGAGUAUUUUGGAGUGUCCCCCAGACAUCGGGACCGGUGGGAGAUAAGAUAUCAAGUAAUGAAGCGAGGGACUUAUAGUUGUGUGACACCCUACGAUAUAAAAGAACAGGAUAACAUUACAAUAAAAGCGAUAGACAGCAAAGUAUUGGUACGGUACAUUGAACUUGACAGCAUGUUAUGAAGUAUGUAGGGGAGGGAAUUGGUGAUCUCGUAAGUGAUGUGGCACUAAUGAUGGCGACCCGUCCGACGUGCAAAUUCGGCUGUUCUUGCUGCUUCUUCAGCAAUCUGGCAGUUAUCGCAUUUCGUCUGAAACAAAUUGCGGACCCUCCGUUCGUCAGAAUAUACAGCGUUGCAGCCGCAGUUCCGAGCUGUCUUAUGCAUGUGGGCAGAGCUCAGUUUACACGUUGGCGACAUGCAGUCAGUUGUAUCGCCCGUCUGGUAGGCUCGGACAUAAUGCUGGCACCCUCUAUAUUGAUCUCCGACACAUUCCAUGCUACACAUGAUAAUUUAUCGCGAGGAUAUGCGUGAAGAUUUAUAUCUGCAGCGGUUGACGCGUAUGGUAAGCCUG